Messenger RNA from Orycteropus afer afer, 972 nucleotides. RefSeq names its product T-cell immunoglobulin and mucin domain-containing protein 4-like. The transcript has 7 exons. The coding region runs from base 1 to 972 and encodes 323 amino acids. NCBI's taxonomy places the organism in Eukaryota, Metazoa, Chordata, Mammalia, Tubulidentata, Orycteropodidae. The record is from RefSeq and is a predicted model, not a curated record.
AUGUCCAAAGGGCCUUUCAUUCUCUGGCUGGUGAUUGAGUUUGGGCGACUUUAUCUGACAGCAGCCACAUCAGAAAUUGUUGUGACAGCAUUUUUGGGUCAGUCAGUAACAUUGCCCUGUUUCUACUCAUCCUGGUCUACAAGCCGGAACAGCAUGUGCUGGGGCAAAGGCCGGUGCCCCAAGUCCAAGUGCACUGAUGAGCUUCUGCACACUGAUGGAAUGACAGUACUUUCAAGAAAGUCAACAAAGUAUGGACUUCAAGGGAAUAUUCAGAGCGGUGAUGUUUCUUUGACCAUCUUAAACACCAAUGAAGGUGAUAGCAAUGUGUACUGCUGCCGCAUAGAGGUACCUGGCUGGUUCAAUGACGUGAAGAAGAACAUUCACCUGCAGCUGAGUAGAGCCCCACCAACCACACGUACAACAACAACCACACGUACAACAACCACCACACGUACAACAAGUCUUCGCCCAACAACAAUCCCUCACCUAACUACCACCACUGAGAUGACAACAACUACAGCUGCAUUUCCAACAGUCGUAACUACAGCUGACCUCACAACCGGAACUCCACUUCAGACAAGGAUCACUGCUAUUCUCACAACAACCACAACCACCUGCUCUCAGACAACACCAAGCUCCCUUCCAGAGGCAGUCACAGAUCUCCUGACCACUAAGCCUGCCACAGAAGUUUCCAUCCUCACUGCAGAAUCUGAGACAGCAACUCUUGCACAGAAUGAAGUUGAAUCAGAACAGAUAAAACUGUCUGACAACUCUGACCUGCUGAUGAUCAUUGCUCCCUGUGUGGGCUUCGUGGUGUUAGUGCUGCUCCUGGGGUUUCUUCUACGAGGGAAAGUCACGAAAACCAACUGUUUACAGAAACAUACAAGGCUGGACAGUGUUGAAGAAAGUAAAAAUGUCAUCAAUGACAUACAACUUGACAGGGAAGAUGAAGAGGGCAUGUUCACACUCUAA